UAUCACAAUAUGCUAUAUACCAUUAUUCUAUCUCACUCACAUUAGAAGCUAAGCCGAACCAAUGGAAUACUGAGCAGGCGCGAAAUAUAGCUGGAGUAGGGAUAGACGAUGGUGAUUGCAGCGGCGCAGCUGGGCGUCUGACGUUAUAAAAGGGCGUCGGAGGGCGAAUGGACGAAUUUGAAAAUGGCACCCAAAGCGAGCGGUAAGGCAGUGAAGAAGUCGGGCAAGGCCCAGAAGAACAUCACCAAGGGCGACAAGAAGAACAGGAAGAAGCGCAGGAAGGAGAGCUACGCAAUCUACAUCUACAAGGUGCUGAAGCAGGUACACCCGGACACUGGUGUGUCGAGCAAAGCCAUGAGCAUUAUGAACAGCUUCGUGAACGACAUCUUCGAGCGUAUCGCCGCCGAGGCUUCGCGUCUCGCUCAUUACAACAAACGCUCGACCAUCACGUCCCGGGAGAUCCAGACGGCCGUGAGGCUGCUGCUUCCCGGUGAGCUGGCCAAGCACGCCGUCAGCGAGGGCACCAAAGCCGUCACCAAGUACACCAGCUCGAAGUAAAUUUUUCUUUUGGCGAGUCCCGCAGCACCGGACAGCAAAAACAAAUAUACAAACAUCAUCGGCCCUUUUCAGGGCCACCAAGCAUCUCAUUA
This is a messenger RNA of Ceratosolen solmsi marchali, 650 nucleotides long. Its product is annotated as histone H2B. NCBI's taxonomy places the organism in Eukaryota, Metazoa, Arthropoda, Insecta, Hymenoptera, Agaonidae. The coding region runs from base 184 to 558 and encodes 124 amino acids. The transcript has a single exon. Gene Ontology annotation, molecular function: DNA binding; structural constituent of chromatin; protein heterodimerization activity. Gene Ontology annotation, cellular component: nucleosome. The record is from RefSeq and is a predicted model, not a curated record.